UGGCUGUGCGGGUGUCAGCCACAAUCUGAUGCCAACAGUUCAACCAGGAGUUCAACGAAGCAACGAAUGGGUUAAUGUAAUCCCUAGUUGAAAAUGGGCGGAGACUCCAGCUGGGACGCAAAGCGGACAAACCGAAGAGGCAACACUCAAAUCUGGAAAAGAAAAUCGCUGCUGGAGUUGUAUUUAUUUAUUUAUCUAUUGGACCUUUUUUGUGUUUCCUCUUCCACUUCACCUUUGUACAGUUUUUUGAUCGUAUCGAACCGGAAAGUGCCAUGAAAUCGAUGGAAAUGUUUUGGGAGUUGCUGUCAGCUAUGGGUUAAGUAGUCAAGACACGGAAGGCUGUAGCUGUAGAGGCGUCCAAAAAGAGAAACUCAAGGAGCGGAUCAGCAGGACUGCGUGGAGCGCUCCCUUUUUCUGCAUACUUUUAAAACGAUGGAAAAGUCUCCCUGCAUUUACACGGAUUCUUCAUUAUGAGCCGAAAAUAAGCGCUUCGGUGGAGCUGAAAUGGUCUAAAUACACUUUACUGUUGUGGUUUGCACACAUCAACAGGACUAAACCCCAAUGAAAAGUCCGAUGGUGAAGUAAUAAACCGGUGUCAGCUGCGAAUAGAGAUUCGAAUCUGGUUACAAAGCGUUGAUAAACACGCCGAGUGACACCAUGUGGAGCCCGGGGACGUGGAUGUGGCGAGCGGCUCUGUGCUGCAUGCUUCUGGAAACAUUUCUGCACACUGCGAGAGGUCUUAACAUGUGUAUGAGUGGCAGCGCUACCUCCUGUGAAGAAUGCCUCCUGAUCCACCCCAGUUGCGCCUGGUGCGCACAAGAGGAGUUUGGGAGGGGGCGGACUCUGACAUCACGGUGCGAUUUGAGUCAAAACCUGCAGAAGAGGGGCUGCGAGGCGCGGUUCAUUGAGUAUCCCACCAGCAGCAUCUCUGUCCUGCAGAACAUGCCUCUGAGUUCUAAAGGGUCCGGGUUGACGCAGUAUGGCGUCGUCCAGAUUAUGCCUCAGAAGAUCUCUCUCAGCCUGCGGCCAGGAGACCAGACGUGGUUUGGGCUGCAGGUGCGGCAGGUGGAAGACUACCCAGUGGAUCUCUACUACCUGAUGGACCUCUCUCUUUCCAUGAAAGAUGAUCUGGACACCAUCCGUAACUUGGGCACCAAGCUGGCUCUAGAGAUGAGCAAGCUCACCAGCAACUUCAGGCUGGGCUUUGGCUCCUUUGUGGACAAAAACAUGUCCCCCUUCUCCUACACAGCAUCCAAGUAUCAGGAGAAUCCAUGCAAUGGAUACAAACUGUUCCCCAACUGUGUCCCCACCUUCGGUUUCCGCCACAUCCUCUCGCUGACGGAUAAAGUGGACCGUUUUAACGAGGAGGUGCAGAAGCAGAUGGUAUCUCGCAACCGGGACGCGCCAGAGGGCGGAUUUGACGCCAUCCUGCAGGCUGCUGUUUGUAAGGAGGAGAUAGGUUGGAGAAAGGAGGCCUACCACCUGCUGGUGUUCGCCACAGACGAUGUUCCUCACCUCGCUCUGGACGGCAGGCUGGGAGGCCUCGUCCAGCCGCACGAUGGACAGUGUCACCUCAAUGAUGAGAAUGAGUACAGCGCUUCCGAAAAGAUGGACUAUCCCUCUCUGGCUCUUCUGGGGGAGAAACUGGCAGAAAAUAACAUCUUUCUCAUCUUUGCAGUGACAAAACGGCUGUAUGUUAUUUAUAAGGAUUUUACUGCACUCAUACCUGGAACUACAGUCGAAAUCCUGGACCAGGACUCCAAGAACGUCAUUCAGCUGAUCAUCGCAGCUUACAAUAACAUCCGCUCUAAAGUGGAGCUGUCGGUGUGGGAUCACCCAGAGGACAUCAACCUUUCCUUCACCGCCACCUGCCAGGAUGGAAAGCCGCUGCCAGGCCUCAGGAAGUGUGCCGAUUUGAAGAUAGGAGACACUGUAUCGUUCAACGUGAGCGUGGAGGCGAGGAGCUGCCCUCCCCGCGGCACCGACCAGAGCUUCACCAUCAAGCCGGUGGGGUUCAAAGAGCGUUUGGAGGUGUCUGUGGAUUAUCAGUGUGACUGCGGCUGCAGCCGGACCGCACAAACCAACAGCAGCAUCUGCAGCUCCAUAGGUACGUAUAACUGUGGGACUUGUCACUGUGAGCCGGGCUACCUGGGCGCCCGCUGCGAGUGCCAGGAGGGCGAAGCCAGCAGCAUGUACCUCAGCGCCUGCCGGGAAGCCGAGGGCAAGCAGGUCUGCAGCGGGCGAGGAGAGUGCAGCUGCAACCAGUGUCUGUGCUACGAGUCGGAGUUUGGCAAGAUUUACGGCAGCUACUGCGAGUGUGACGACUUCUCCUGUGCCAGACACAAAGGCGUCCUCUGCUCAGGUCACGGAGAAUGUCACUGUGGGGAGUGUAAAUGCCACGCCGGUUACAUUGGCGACAACUGUAACUGCUCCACAGAGACGUCGUCCUGCAUUGCAGACGACGGGCAGAUGUGCAGCGGGCGAGGCAACUGUGUGUGCGGCCGCUGUCAGUGCACUGAGCCAGGAGCCUUCGGAGAUACCUGUGAGAAAUGUCCCACCUGCCCCGAUGCCUGUGGCACUAAAAGGGAGUGUAUCGAGUGCCGGCUUUUCAACUCCGGGCAGCUUGCAGACAACCAGACGUGCCAGCGCCUGUGCAAGGAUGAAAUCAUCACUGUGGAGACCCUCAAAACGGAGGAGCCCGGCGCUGUGCUUUGUCUGUAUAAGACAGACAACGAUUGUGUCAUGAAGUUCACAUAUUCGGAGCACGCCAGCGGACAAUCCGUCCUCACAGCUCUAAAAGAGCCAGAGUGCGGUGGUGGGCCCGAUGCUCUGAUGGUGCUGCUGGCAGUGGUCGGCAGCAUCCUGCUGGUGGGAGUGGUGCUGCUCGCUGUCUGGAAGUUGGUCAUCACCAUUCAUGACCGGAGAGAGUUUUCGCGCUUCCAGAGCGCACGCUCACGAGCCCGAUACGAGAUGGCCUCCAACCCUCUGUACAAGCAGCCUGUCUCUACACAUUUUGUAGAAACCGAUUUCAACAUGUAUGGGAAGUCCUUCAACGGGGGGGUCCACUGAUCCCUCGGCACGGGGCGCGGCAGGACCGGUCCGACAAACAGAUCCCCGGAGGACGGGGCCCGAGGUGGACGGCGGACUCAACACACCCCAUCCCUCAGCACGGUUCACACCUGAUAACAGAAGUGAAAUGAACUAGACUGUGUCCGAAGGGAAGAAAUCUGUGGCCUUUUUUUUUUUUUAUUUUUCUUUCUUUACGCAGGAGAUUCAAGCCUACCCCAGAGACAUGAUGUGACUUCUUCUUUUUUUCUUGAUCUGUGUGUUUCGCUGACAGCGGUGGCAGUCUGGAGGAGCAACGAAGAAUGAACUUCUUCUGGUAGAGAGAGAGAGAGAGAGAGAGAGAGAGAGAGAGAGAGUGAGAGAGGUUAGCGGUGAGUUUGUCUGCAGUUACACAAAAUAAACGGAACUCUCUCAUACAAACCAUGGCUCCAACCAACAUUCAAUCUUUGCACAGAGCAGGCAGGACAUUGGCUUAUAUUUGUAUAUUUUUUAUAAACACUAAAACUGCAAAAGUAUAAACUGCAUCCAACAGGAUUUACAGGAUUAUUAAAAAGCACAUAUUUCUAAAGGUGGCUAUGAUGACAUUGUGGUACUACUAACAUUUACUAAGCAAUAGACUUCUUACCCUCAUUUUGCACAGAGAAUAUUAAGAGUCAAGUCAUUUAAAUUUUCUUUCGUGUGUGUGUGUGUGUGUGUGUGUGUGUGUGUGUGUGUGUGUGUGUGUGUGUGUGUGUGUGAGAGAUUGUAUGCUCCAAUUGCACUCCCUUCUCAACCAGGACUCCCUGAAAGAAGAGAUAUUGUUUCUCAUUGCGGCCUUCCUGGCUAAAUAAAGGAUGAAUUAAUCUGAAUGGCAGGGUACCAACUCAUCCCCCAGCCUCUGGACCCUUAAAGGAUAAUGCUGGUGUUACUCUAGAUUUCUUUUUUGUUAACAAAUCCAAUUAAAAGACCAAAACCAACAAUUUGGUUGUCCUAUAAUACUUUCAGACUUCUCUCUUCGUCUGUUGCGCUCAGACCCAAACUCAUUUGUUCCUACUGAAGACAUAAAUUUUCAAAAUGUGGCAAAAAAAUAUUAAGUUUCAUUUUUCUAAAAGCAGUUUGUUAAACGGAACCACUUGGCAUUGUGGUUUUAGACAACAUUACUUAAAGCUGGGGUAGGCAGUUUUCUAGAAAAGGCAACAACAAAAAAAGGUUAUUGUGGAAUUUUUGCCCAAUGACGCCAAAAAAACUGCCUACCCCAGCUUUAAAUUUGAGGAAACGGUGAGUUUGUUGAGGACUAUUUUCAGCAACGGAUUAAUACACACAUGAAGCUCUAACACGCACACACGAAACACUUGAUUAGUAAAUUGACAUACAUUUGAUCUGCAACUAUUUAUUUUUAAAAUGGGAUAAUCAUUAGUUUUUUCUCAAAAACAUCAAAUAUUGUCAGGAGGCAGUCAUUUGCUACUUUUCCUAUUCUUCUGUAAAAUGAAUAACUGGGAUUUGGACAGUUGGUCGGACAAAACAAACAAUCUGAAGAUGUCACCUUGGGCAUUAGGAAAUUGUGACAGGCAUUUUUUUUUAUUUUUUUUUAUUUUACUAUUUUCAGACAUUUUGUUGACCAAAUCAAGAAAAUAAUUGGUGGAUUAAUCCAUAAUGAAAAUAAUCAAUAGUUGCAGGGCAACAGUGUGGCGCCUUUUAUGGGUUUUAGAAGUUUUUGGAUAAUAAUCAAACUCUUGUUAAUUUCUUCAGUUGUUGCGUUUUGGUUUCUUUGACAGCGAGAAAAGUCUGAAAUAUCACGUGCCUCGGAAAACCUCACAAUCAGAGACUUCCCGUGUUAAAACUCUGUAUCUGCAGCACUGUGGUGACUGCCUUAACCCUCUGAGGACAAAAGACGCACCGGCAAGUCCACACUCCACACUUUACGUUAUAUAUUACACUACUUUUGAGAACCCAAGACUUUUGGAAAUUCAUUUCAAGCACCAAAACAAUUGAGUGUAUUGUUUGUUUUCUCAAGAGAUUUGAGAAAUUUCAAAAAGCGAACAUCAACUUUUCGGCUUUACAUGUUGCUCUGGAUCAAAUUUGGGCCUGACUUUACAGAAAGCUGAGUUUGCUGUGAACAUUUUGAUAUGAAAGCCAUGGGGAUCAGGUUAUAUACAAAUACCCUUAAAAGGGGAAAUUUAAAAAGAUAUCUUAAAAUGCCCUUAGACCUCAGAGGGUUAAAGCAUUCUCGUGUGAUAAAGUAGAUUUGUUACACUCAUGAGUAGAUCACCUCUAACUUGGAAUACAGACACAUGCAGUACUUUGAGCUAAUGUGGAUUUGGGCAUACUGUACUGGCUGCUAAGUUAUAAAGUCUCUGUGAGGCUGUGUCCACCCUGCCUGCACUGGGAGUGGGUGGAAACUUCAAGAAGCCUCAACAGGACGGCGUCUGGAAUCAUAAAUCCACCAUCACUGUUCCCACAGGAAGAGGCCGAGUCUGAGCUGUCGCAGGGGAAAUCGGACAGUGAGCAAAGUUAGAGGGGUUGGGGCGAGAAAGAAGGGCGCUCUGUGGCCUUUCUUGUGACGGUCUUACAGUAAAAGUGGCAGGGACUUUGGAGUUUGUAUGCGUAAGAGUGUGUUUGAGUGUAUGCAAAUAAUAUAACAUGAGGAUGUAUGUACAUAACAGUGCCAAAUGAAAAUGUUUUGAUGA
Messenger RNA from Sander lucioperca (pikeperch), 5732 nucleotides. RefSeq names its product integrin, beta 5 (gene itgb5). Gene Ontology annotation, biological process: cell-matrix adhesion; cell migration; integrin-mediated signaling pathway. The transcript is spliced from 16 exons. The coding region runs from base 658 to 3069 and encodes 803 amino acids. The record is from RefSeq and is a predicted model, not a curated record. Gene Ontology annotation, molecular function: integrin binding. Gene Ontology annotation, cellular component: integrin complex; cell surface; focal adhesion. NCBI's taxonomy places the organism in Eukaryota, Metazoa, Chordata, Actinopteri, Perciformes, Percidae.